This is a messenger RNA of Sinocyclocheilus rhinocerous, 1343 nucleotides long. RefSeq names its product spindlin b (gene spinb). Gene Ontology annotation, biological process: gamete generation. The coding region runs from base 140 to 922 and encodes 260 amino acids. NCBI's taxonomy places the organism in Eukaryota, Metazoa, Chordata, Actinopteri, Cypriniformes, Cyprinidae. The record is from RefSeq and is a predicted model, not a curated record. The transcript is spliced from 5 exons.
GAACACAAAUUCCUUCAUUCUCACUUGAUUUCAGGAUUAUUUACAGUUAUGUAAUGUGUAGAACACAUGAAACGAGACAUGAGGCUAUUCAGAUUUCAGUUGCUCGGAGGAUCAUCAGAGAUUGAUUUGGUUGGAGCAGAUGGAGAGUCCGUACCGAAGCCGCAUGAACCAGCAUCGCUCCAGAGACACUGGAGUUCGUGGUGUGUCGGGUGGCCGGUCCGUAAUGAAGAAAAAGAGCUCUCACAAGCACAAACACAUGCAUCACUGCAGUCCUGCUGCGUCUCUCAGUGAAAGCAUUGUGGGCUGUCAAAUACAACACAAUUGGAAGGAAGACGUCUACAGUCCUGUCUCUCGGUGGAAGGGGACGGUACUAGUCCAAGUGUCUGUGAACUCGUCUCUGUACCUCAUCAAGUACGAUGGAGUGGACUGCGUCUACGGCCUGGAGAUCUUCAAAGAUCAGAGGGUUCAGAAUCUGGAGGUUUUCCCCGGGGAAAUUGCCUCGUUUCGGGUCAGUGACACUCGUCUUGCGGACCUGCUGCUGGGAAGGCCGGUGAUUCACCUGUUUGAGACGGACGACGGCUCCAAGGAUGAGUGGAGAGGUUUGGUGCUCUCCAGGGCUCCCAGCAUGCCUGCGUGGUUCUUCAUAACUUAUGAGAAAGACCCCAUGCUGUACAUGUACCAGCUGAUGCAGGAUUAUAAAGACGGGGACCUUCGUAUACUUCCGGAUUCAGAUGAUCCGGCGGAGGUCAGAGAGCCGGGUGAAGUGUGCGAUACGCUGGUUGGGAAGCAGGUGGAGUGUGAGAAGGACGGCACGCAGAGGAUGGGCACCAUCAUCCAGCAGGUUCAGGCCAAACCCUCCGUUUACUUCAUCAAGUUUGAUGACGACUAUCACAUCUACGUCUAUGACAUGGUCGGGUCGUGAGUUUCUGCUCAAGACCUUCUUCGUCAUCACGCAACAGCAUUUUCACUGGAACGAAAUCUGUGUUUUCAGACGCUUGCUUUUUUGUUGUUAAUAAAUGCAUGUUAUGUAGAAAUCUUCUGACGCCGUUUAGUUCCUCUUCUCUCUUCACCUGCUGUUAUGUCGAACACACAGAUGCGUUUGAGAAUAAAAUGAGCCUGUUUUGUUAGUUCUCUUGAGCUUCUGUCCUUAGACACAGAGAUAUAUUUUUAUACUGUGAGUUCUUGUUCAGUUCAAGUGUCUUUUUGGUUGUUUGCUGUUUGAGAGUUUCAUCUGUUUCCUUGUAGUGCCUUUCUCUCUUCUGAGAUCUUUCUGACUUACUGUAUGAAUGAAAAACAUUUAUCUUGAACAUAAGAAGUGCUACUUCAUAAAGAUUCCCUCUGCA